AUGUAAUUUGGGUAAAAUGGUCCUAGAAUGAAUUAGCAGCCAGGAGUUGCAGGAUUAGGAGCAUAAAGAAUAUAGCAUGAUCCCUUUGCCUUUAGAGGAGGCCCUGUUUAACCUUCUGCUCUUGAAGAAACAAUCUAGACUCAAAUGAAUUCAGUUGCUGGUAACCUUAUUAAGAAUUAUGCAAUGAAUCAAUUCAAUUAAACUGUUGGAGAUACUAAAUCAUAUAUGUCAUUCUUUUCAUUAGACAGUAUAAAGGAGUUCUUCGAUGUGAAUAAUAGCUAUGUAUUGAAAAAACUCAGAAUUAUACUAUUCCCAGUCACUAUAAAAGGAGAGGCAUGGAAGAGAUAAGUGGGAGGAUAUGAUUUUAACAAUUAGGAAUUGCCACCAAGAGAGGAUCCACAAGCCCCUGAUCUCUAUAUACCUCUGAUGUCAUUCGUAACUUUUAUUCUGAUUACUGGUUUCUAUUUGGGAAAUAUUGGAGGGUUUGAUCCUGAAGUUUUAGGAUAUAUCUACACUAAGUCUAUGUUCUUAUGGUUCUUUGAGACAACAAUUUAAAAAGGCUGUUUCUACUUCCUUGGCUUUGGCAACCCAACAUUCUUCGAGCUGCUUUGCUAUACUGGCUACAAAUUUGUGAAUUUGACAAUAAUCAUUAUGGUCCAGUCAGCUUUCGGAUACUAUGCCUCUUAUUUGGCUUUUUUCCUGACUUCUAUAAUGUUUUUCUACUUCUUUUUUAAGACCAUGAACCGCUUCUAAAGUGGCAACACUCUUGCAGAUCAUAUCAAAGAGUCAGGAGGUUUCAACAAAAAAUCCUUUUUGCUAGUCAACUCCUUAGCCCAAGUUGCUCUCAUUUGGAUUUUAUCUGUUAAUUGA
This is a messenger RNA of Stylonychia lemnae, 870 nucleotides long. The record is from the annotation of a GenBank genome assembly. NCBI's taxonomy places the organism in Eukaryota, Ciliophora, Spirotrichea, Sporadotrichida, Oxytrichidae.